Molecule: messenger RNA, 1486 nt
Organism: Vicia villosa (hairy vetch)
Lineage: Eukaryota; Viridiplantae; Streptophyta; Magnoliopsida; Fabales; Fabaceae
Product: indole-3-glycerol phosphate synthase, chloroplastic-like
Exons: 10
Coding region: 135-1280 (381 amino acids)
Biological process (GO): L-tryptophan biosynthetic process
Molecular function (GO): indole-3-glycerol-phosphate synthase activity; phosphoribosylanthranilate isomerase activity
Source: RefSeq, a predicted model, not a curated record
GUGAAAUUCAAACCAAAAGGGGUUAUAGACGAUGGAACAAAUCCUUCUUUCCUUUAACGACAUUUUUUAUUCAUAUGUAAAUUCAAAGGCAACACGUCAAAUUUUUAUCUCUCUCUUUCGCUCUUCCCUUUUCAAUGGAAUCCUUGAUUUCUCUCGAGGCUCAUUUUCAAACCUUCCCUUCAUUCUCAUCCAAAACCAGAACCAUGAUUCCUCCAACUCAAGUGAAUGCUUAUAGACAAAACUCCCUUUUUUCUUUUUCUCUUCGAGCACAGGUAAACCCUAAUGAAACUGUGUUUGAAGCUCUGAAAGCUAAGGAAUGGGAAGUAGGAAUGUUUCAAAAUGAGGUUGCUGCUAACCAAGGUAUAAGAAUAAGGAGAAGACCACCGACCGGACCGCCUUCUCAUUACGAAGGACCGUUUCGAUUCCGGUUGGAGAAUGAGGGAGACGUGCCGCGUAACAUCUUGGAAGAGAUUGUGUGGAACAAGGACAAAGAAGUUGCACAAUUGAAAGAAAGAACUCCCCUUGGUUUGGUUAGGAAGGCAGUUGAAAAUGCACCUCCGGUUAGAGAUUUUAUCGGGGCUUUAAGGGCGGCAAAUGAACGAACUGGAUUGCCUGGAUUGAUCGCUGAAGUCAAGAAGGCUUCGCCAAGUAGAGGCAUUUUGAGAGAAAACUUUGAUCCAGUUGAGAUUGCUCAAUCUUAUGAGAAGGGUGGAGCAGCAUGUCUUAGUGUUUUGACAGAUGAAAAGUACUUUAAGGGAGGCUUUGAAAAUCUCGAGUUAAUAAGAAAAGCUGGAGUAAAGUGCCCUUUGUUGUGCAAAGAAUUCAUCAUUGAUGCUUGGCAACUCUACUAUGCUCGAUCUAAAGGCGCAGAUGCAGUCCUCCUAAUUGCCGCUGUUUUACCUGACCUUGACAUCGAGUACAUGGUUAAGACAUGCAAAUUACUCGGACUGGCUGCUCUUGUUGAGGUGCAUGAUGAGAGGGAGUUUGAUCGUGUUCUUGGAAUAGAGGGCGUUGAGCUUAUUGGCAUCAACAACCGCAAUCUCGAAACAUUUGAGUUAGAUAUCAGCACGACAAAGAAGCUUCUAGAAGGAGAGCGAGGAAGAAUAAUCCGCGAGAGAAACAUAAUCAUGGUAGGGGAAUCUGGUUUGUUCACUCCUGAAGAUAUUGCCUAUGUACAAGAAGCAGGAGUUAGAGCUGUUUUGGUGGGAGAGUCUAUUGUGAAACAAAGUGAUCCAGGAAAAGGAAUUAGCAAUCUCUUUGGCAAAGAUAUAUCAGUUUGAGUUGACAGAUUUACAUAGCUGACUAAGUGUCUGUUUGGAACAUCUUUUAGUUUUCGCAUUCAUGAUUUCUCGCUUUGAGGAUAAGUGCGUUUUCAACGUGCUUUGUGUAAUUGGUUGUAAUAAGUUAUCCUCAAAAUUGUUAGUUGCAAACAUGUACUGAAAAAUCUUUUCAUGUUGACAGUUUUUCAUUACAGAUUAUAAUAAGA